ACAAACUCACACCUUCCUUUGACUAAGGUAACCAAGCUUCUUGUUUUGUUCGCUUUCGUUUCUUUUACUCGUAGCAGACACACCAAUGUCUGCCUCCAGAAAGAAGCUUCUUCUCAACACAGUGUCCGUGAAACUUGGCUGCGGCACCUGCAGAGGGCCAAAACUCUAUCGCAUAUUCCAUCCAAAGCCUAAACCCACGAAGCUCCCCUCUUACCAAAACCACAAAAACCACUACAACCAUUUCUCUUCUUCCUCUUCUUCAGCCCAAUGGGCUGACAGCACCAACACCACCCCCACCAACACCAACACCAACACCACAUUCUCUCCCUACGUUGAUUCCUCCCACUUUUCUGACUCCGACGUCAAGGCUGCAAGAACAGUGGGGGGUUUGGGAAGAGCUGGCAAAGAAGGGGUGGCGGUGGAGAAAGACUCCGAUGACCCUUAUCUUGACUUCAGACAUUCCAUGCUGCAAAUGAUAUUGGAGAACGAGAUAUACUCCAAGCAAGAUCUCAGAGACCUUCUCAGUUGCUUCCUUCAGCUCAAUUCACCGCACCAUCAUGGCGUUAUAGUCAGGGCUUUCACUGAGAUCUGGAAUGGCGUCUUCUCUGGCAGACCCAAUUCACACAUCAACCGUAAGCCACGUCAGUUCUAAGCACUGCACGUCAUCCUCGGUUGCUAUAACGUUAACGAGUUCUAUACUUUCUAUGUGCUGUGUUCUAGGUUCAAUGUAUAUCUUCUCCAACUCAACCACAAUCUUGGUUGAACAACUUUGCUAAUUAGUUUGUACUACAACGUCUUCAUCAACAAUUUGUAAAGAGGGUACUGCUGCUAUUUUUAUCAGUGAAGAGUAGUAUUAUGCAGUUUAAUAUAUAAUCAGAUUAUAUCCCAGUUCUGAGUUGGAUU
Molecule: messenger RNA, 903 nt
Organism: Vigna umbellata (rice bean)
Lineage: Eukaryota; Viridiplantae; Streptophyta; Magnoliopsida; Fabales; Fabaceae
Product: transcription repressor OFP6-like
Biological process (GO): negative regulation of DNA-templated transcription
Source: RefSeq, a predicted model, not a curated record